AUGUCCCUCAGCGGCAGCUCGGGCCCCAGCCCCCCCUGGAGGAACAACAGCUUCACCCUGGGGACCGGCAGAGACCCUCCUCUGUCCGACCAGGGAGAGACCAUCAUCGGAGUCUACCUGCUGCUGCUGGGUUGGUUGUCCUGGUUUGGAAACAGCAUCGUCCUCUUCGUCCUCUACAGACAGAGGAAGACGCUGCAGCCCACCGACUACCUGACCUUUAACCUCGCCAUCUCCGACGCCAGCAUCUCGGUGUUUGGAUACUCCAGAGGCAUCAUCGAGAUCUUCAACGUGUUCCAAGACAGCGGCUACCUUAUCUCCUCCAUCUGGACCUGCCAGGUGGACGGUUUCUUCACGCUGGUGUUUGGUCUGAGCAGCAUCAACACUCUGACCGUGAUCAGCGUCACGCGCUACAUCAAAGGAUGUCACCCGAGCAGAGCUCGUCAUAUCACUGUGUCCAGUGUCUCUGUGAGUCUCCUGCUCAUCUGGAUCACAGCUGGAUUCUGGUCUGGAGCUCCGGUGCUCGGUUGGGGCAGCUACACAGAUCGUGGGUACGGGACGUGUGAGAUCGACUGGGCCAAAGCGAGCUACUCCAGCGUCUACAGGUCGUACAUCAUCUCCAUCUUUAUCUUCUCCUUCUUCAUCCCCGUGCUGGUCAUGCUCUUCUGCUACGUGUCCAUCAUCAACACGGUGAAGCGAGGGAACGCCAUGUCAGCAGAGGGCGACCUGACCGACCGCCAGAGGAAGAUCGAGAGAGACGUCACCAUCGUUUCCAUAGUGAUCUGUACGGCCUUCAUCCUCGCCUGGUCUCCCUACGCCGUGGUGUCCAUGUGGUCGGCCUGGGGCUUCCAUGUGCCCAACCUCACCAGCAUCUUCACCCGCCUCUUCGCCAAAUCGGCCAGUUUCUACAACCCGCUCAUCUACUUCGGACUCAGCUCCAAGUUCCGCAAAGACGUGACCGUGCUGCUGCCCUGCGCACGGGACGCCAAGGACACGGUCAGGUUGAAGCGCUUCAAGCCAAAGGCCGACGGCCGCGCUGCUGCUGCAGGAGGAGGAGCCAGACUCAAAGUUCCUCUUGACCAGGCGGACAAGAAGUACACCCCGGCGUGCCAGGCCAAAGCCAGCCCCCCCUGCACGCCGCCGCCCGUCAACAAGGAGGUGUUCUUCAUCGACCUGCCGAGGCCGUCUGAGGCCGGCUCCGAGUACGAGUGUGACCGGCUCUGAUGGACGCGGCGGCUGGUCGA
Molecule: messenger RNA, 1241 nt
Organism: Limanda limanda (common dab)
Lineage: Eukaryota; Metazoa; Chordata; Actinopteri; Pleuronectiformes; Pleuronectidae
Gene: opn6a
Product: opsin 6, group member a
Exons: 6
Coding region: 1-1221 (406 amino acids)
Biological process (GO): G protein-coupled receptor signaling pathway
Cellular component (GO): membrane
Molecular function (GO): G protein-coupled receptor activity
Source: RefSeq, a predicted model, not a curated record